CUGUGUGGGUGCUCCGUGGCUGGCGGGAAAAUCGAUCGAUAUUGUUAAGUUGUGUCGGCGGUCGGACGUGUAGUCGUGUAUCACCUUGCAUCAAACGAAAAUAAUGUUCAGACAAUUUAUUUAAAAGUAUAACUUAUAUCCAUACAGAAAAAUGGCUUCAUAUCUCGUUUUGUGCCUUGCUUUCUUACUUACAACGUCAGCGGAAUUUGUUUGGAGACAUCAUAAUAAUGAGCAACUACCCGUAGUGCUCGAAGAAGUUCAUGCGAAAUGUCCUAAUAUUACUAGAGUUUACGCAUUAUCCGAGCCAUCAGUGUGUGGUGUUCCAUUGUACGUUAUAGAAUUUUCGGAUACACCUGGAUUCCAUCAGCCUUAUAAACCUGAAGUAAAGUAUGUUGGGAAUAUCCACGGAAACGAGGUUUUGGGCCGUGAAUUGCUUUUGGGCUUGGCACAUUAUCUUUGUGAUCAGUACAACAGUCAGAAUCGUCGAAUUCGCGCACUUAUUCAUUCAACGCGGAUCCAUCUGUUACCCUCCAUGAAUCCAGAUGGCUGGCAAUCAUCCACAGACACUGGUGCUGUAGAUUACCUUAUUGGUCGUACAAAUAACCAUUCAGUGGAUUUAAACCGGAACUUCCCAGAUUUGGAUGCCAUAACAUUUGAGUAUGAACGCCAGGGCAUAAACCAUAACAACCACUUGUUAAAGGAUUUGACCCGCCUGGCUGCACCGCUGGAACCUGAAACCCGGGCUGUGAUGCGCUGGAUCAUGUCAGUACCAUUUGUGUUGAGUGCGGCAAUGCAUGGUGGUGACCUCGUGGCUAACUAUCCUUAUGAUGAGAGUCGAAGCGGUGCACCAGUCUCAGAAUACUCGGCUAGCCCCGACGAUGAUACAUUCAGGGAGUUAGCAAUGACCUACGCCUCGGCCCACGCCGACAUGGCUUCGGCUACCCGUCGCGGAUGUCACACGACCAGUUCUGAUGAAUCUGCCACAUACAACUUUGGCAAACAAGGCGGAGUCACUAAUGGAGCUGCUUGGUAUAGUUUGAAAGGAGGUAUGCAAGAUUUCAACUAUCUUGCCACAAACGCAUUUGAGAUCACUCUUGAACUGGGCUGUGAAAAGUAUCCUCCCGAAAGUGCUCUGGCCAGCGAAUGGGAGAGGAACCGCGAAGCUUUGUUGGCGUACAUUUGGAAAGCUCACACUGGCAUCAAAGGAAUAGUUUCUGACGACUCCGGCUUCAUUCAAAACGCCAUCAUUUCUGUCGUUAACAUCACUGGACCAGUGCCAAGGCCUAUCCGCCAUGAUGUCACCACAGGUGCUUACGGCGACUACUACCGGCUGUUGACCCCAGGUCACUAUGAAGUGACAGCUAGCCACCCUGGGUAUUUCCCAGUGUCACGCGUGGCGACCGUACCCCGAUACCAGACUGCCGCUCAUGUCCUGAACUUUAAACUUGAGCCUACUACCAGCUGGUUUGACGAUGAAACCUCUUUCGGCGUUUAUCCCCAUGGAUUGCGUGACGGCCAGCCUAGGAUAUACAAACGAUCUCUUUACGAACAGGUUGCGAAGACCAUGCUAGAGAAGAAAGAACCAGAGAAACAAUAAGUUACCACGCACUUUGAAAGUUUUUAAAUAAAUGGCGAGACAGUUGAUUAUUAUAUUUACUUCAGCUAUGUAUGUAUAUAGCUUGUUAAGAUUCAAAGGGGUAAUUUAGAAGCUAUGUAUUAUAUUAAAAUUAUGAACUUUGUUAUCAAUGUUUGGCGACUUCAAGUUACCGCGUUCACAGCACACUCAAUUUUAUAGGACACUAUUUUGUUAAAAUAUAUGACGUGCCAUAGGAAGCUGGAUCUGUUAAAAGUGUGAUUUGAUCUGAACUACGACUUAGCACCUAUCCAUCGAUCUUUAGUUAUAUUUUAUGUUACAAAAUAAUUAUUUUAUUACAAUUUUUUUCGAUCAUUUUUGACAUAUUUUUUGUUGGAGUGGCUAGCAGCUGAAAGCCCAUUAAAAGGAAAUAUUUUUAGAUCUUUAUAAUCUUAAUGUUUAUAGUUUAUUGUUGCACAUGACCAGGAACUUUCUAGUCCAAUUUUGUAGUCCUUUUCAAGUGUACGUAACUUAGGAACAUUUUUGAAUAUCUACCUAUUAUAGUAAUUAAUUGUAUAAGCGGGCAUAAUUAUUGUUGUCAAUACCUCUAAUAAAUAAGUAAUAUCAAAGUAUGAUUAGGAGCAAAUCUAUUUUUAUUUCAUACUGUAAAUUUUGGCAACUGUUUAAAAAAUAUUGUUCUAUAGUAAAUAUGAUAUGCAUAAAUGAUGUAUUCUAUAAAUAGAUUCACGGUAUUAUAAUGUUAGAUCCAUCAAUAAAAUAUGAUCGGUGUGCAAA
Molecule: messenger RNA, 2368 nt
Organism: Helicoverpa armigera (cotton bollworm)
Lineage: Eukaryota; Metazoa; Arthropoda; Insecta; Lepidoptera; Noctuidae
Product: carboxypeptidase E
Exons: 8
Coding region: 152-1597 (481 amino acids)
Biological process (GO): protein processing; peptide metabolic process
Molecular function (GO): metallocarboxypeptidase activity; zinc ion binding
Source: RefSeq, a predicted model, not a curated record